This is a messenger RNA of Aphidius gifuensis, 1950 nucleotides long. RefSeq names its product asparagine synthetase domain-containing protein 1. Gene Ontology annotation, molecular function: asparagine synthase (glutamine-hydrolyzing) activity. The coding region runs from base 148 to 1737 and encodes 529 amino acids. The record is from RefSeq and is a predicted model, not a curated record. NCBI's taxonomy places the organism in Eukaryota, Metazoa, Arthropoda, Insecta, Hymenoptera, Braconidae. The transcript is spliced from 3 exons.
AUAUGAGACAAUAACAAUAAAAAUGAAUUUAACAAAUGGAAAUAUUGUAAAGAAAAUGUAAACAAACGAGGUCCAGAUAUUCAAUCAGAAUGUGCAAAAAUAAUUUGUAAUAAAUGGAAGACAAUACUUGCUGCAAGUGUAUUAUGGAUGCAAGGAAAAAAUCCAACAUCACAACCUUGUAUUGAUGAUGAAGAAAAUAUUCUUCUAUGGAAUGGUGAUAUUUUUUCUGGUCCACUUAAUGAUGAUCAUGAAAAUUCUGAUACUUUAACACUUAUGUUAAAAUUAAAGUCAUCAAAAAAUGUCAUUGAAGUGUUGAAAUCAAUUGGUGGUCCAUUUAGCAUUAUUUAUUAUCAAAAAUCAACAGAUAUAAUUUUUUUUGGUAGAGAUUUUUUUGGUAGACAUAGUCUUUUAAUUGACAUUGAUAGUGUUGAUAAAUCAUUGACACUUUCAUCAGUUGGAAGUAAAAAAAUUGAUGGUUUAAUUGAGCUACCAGCUGUUGGAAUAUUUUCAAUUGAUUUAAAAAAUAAUAAUAAAUUUGAUUUAACGUGUUAUCCAUGGGAAAACAUAACUGAAAGAUCACUAGAUAUUAUUGAUAGGUUGAAAGAUAAAUUUUCAAUUGAUGUUAUCAUUGAAAAACCAAUUUUAUCCUCAAAUUUAUCUGUCGAAUAUCCAGUUGAACCUGUUGAUACAAUAUUUUUUGAAACAAUUGAAGUGUCUAAAUGUUAUCAAGAUGUCAUGGAGCUAUUGCUGCAAAAUGAAAAAAUUAAUAAUCAAGUUUGUUGUCUUCUUGAACUGCUAAAAAAAUCAGUAAAAACAAGAGUAUUAAAAAAGCCAAGCUAUUGCAAAAAUUGUAUUGAAAAUAAAUUGAUAAAUAAUGAAAAUAAAAUUUGUAAUCAUUCAAAAAUUGGUAUACUAUUUUCUGGUGGUUUAGAUUCAACAAUAUUAGCAGCAAUUGUUGAUGAAUUCAUACCAAAUGAUGAGCCAAUUGAUUUGAUAAAUGUUGCAUUUGAAAAAGCAAAAAGUAACGUUGAUAAUAAAUUUAAUAAAAAUAAGAUUGAUGUAUCAUUUGAUGUACCUGAUCGUAAAACUGGUCAUCAAGCUUUAGAAGAAUUAAAAAAAAUAUUUCCUCAUAGGUAUUGGAAUUUUAUUGAGACAAAUGUUAGCCAAGAAGAGCUAUUAGAAUGUAGAAAAGAUAAAAUUUGUCAUUUAGUUUAUCCACUUAAAACGGUACUUGAUGAAAGUCUAGGUUGUGCAGUUUGGUUUGGUGCAAGAGGAAAAGGAUCAACAUUAUCAAAUGAACAAACAAUAUCAUCAUGUAGAAUUUUAUUACUUGGAAUGGGAGCUGAUGAAUUAUUUGGUGGUUAUACAAGACACAGAACAACACUACGACAACGUGGAUGGAAAUCAUUGAGCCUUGAACUUGUUGCUGAAAUAACAAGAAUAUCUGAAAGAAAUUUAGGACGUGAUGAUAGAGUUGUUUGUGAUCAUGGUAGACAAUCUCGUUUGCCAUUUCUUGAUGAAAAAUUUGUUGAUUAUGUUAAAAAUAUUCCAGCCUGGGAAAGAUGUAAUCCAAGUGAAAAAAUGCCACAAGGUCUUGGUGAUAAAUUGCUACUUCGUCUUGUUGCCUACAAAAUUGGACUAACAAAUACAUCAACAUUUCCAAAACGUGCAUUUCAAUUUGGCUCGAGAAUUGCUAACAGCAAAGAAAAUGCCAAGGACAUAUCAAGCUGGCUGUAAGACCAGCCAAAUGAUAAGAUAACAUAAUUAAAUAAUUACAAUCUUAGGUCAUUCACAUCAACAUAUUAAUAAAUAAUUUUUUGAUAAAAAUACUUUUUAAAUAAAUUAAAUUGUAAAAUAAACUUGAAUACAUUUGUCAGUUGAAUCACUUGGUUGUAACAGUCAAGUCGUUGUUGUUUUAAAUAAAAAAAAUCAUGGAUAAAAUUAUUAAAA